AUGACUAUCAUUGCAGUUGCUGGUGGCAGAGGACCAGUUGGGCGAACCAUCGUCGACGGUCUGGUUCAACACGGCGGACACAAAGUGUUUGUGCUUUCAAGAGCGACUCGUCCGCCCCAAGAUGGAGUCGAAUACCUCGCGGUCAAUUACCCGGACAUUGAGGGAACCGCCAAGAUUUUGGAGACCAACAAAAUCGACGCAGUCAUUAGCGCUAUGGGUGUAGUCACAGCAGAGAUCAGCGUAUCCCAGGUUCAGCUGGUUAAAGCCGCUGACAGAUCAAGCACGACCAAGCGGUUCGUAGUCAGUGCUUAUGACAUGCUGCACAAGCGAGAGCAUAUUGAGAACAGCCCUCUUGCCAAGUUCGUCUUUGAGGCAAUUGAUGAGCUGGAUCGCACCAAUCUGGAGUACACUCGGGUAGUCAACGGCUUCUUCUUGGACUACUUCGGCAUGCCGCACUGGAAGACGUACAUGCACCCUUGGGUCAACAUGGUGAAUGUGGAGAAGAAGUGGGCUGUCAUUCCCGGAGACGGCUCGGCAAAGGUCAACUUCAUCGCCUCGCAGGACAUGGCCAAGUUCAUCGCUCGCCUGAUGGACCUUGACAAGUGGGAUAAAAUCAGCAGCAUCAUCGCGGAGACGCGGUUGAUAUCCGAGAUUCUUGAGAUUUCCGAGAAAGCGCGAGGGGCGAAAUUUCGUGUCGCUUAUGAUGAGCUUGAGAAAUUGAAGUCGGGCAAAAUCUCGUUCAUUUCAGACUUCCCGGACAUAGGCCUGGGCGAAGAGGAGUCGGAAAAGUUGUUCGCAAUUUUACACUACCAUGCGGGGACUGAGCAAUUUCUCGUACCGAAGGAAAACAACAUCAAGCCCAAGUUUCCGGACAUCGUUACCAAGACGGCAGAGGAAGUCAUUGAGGGAUCAUGGAAGGGCAAAUGA
Messenger RNA from Colletotrichum aenigma, 927 nucleotides. RefSeq names its product Oxidoreductase swnN (gene swnN-1). The transcript has 4 exons. The record is from RefSeq and is a predicted model, not a curated record. Bases 1 to 927 code for a protein of 308 amino acids. NCBI's taxonomy places the organism in Eukaryota, Fungi, Ascomycota, Sordariomycetes, Glomerellales, Glomerellaceae.